Molecule: messenger RNA, 5586 nt
Organism: Acanthopagrus latus (yellowfin seabream)
Lineage: Eukaryota; Metazoa; Chordata; Actinopteri; Spariformes; Sparidae
Gene: slc39a9
Product: solute carrier family 39 member 9
Exons: 7
Coding region: 534-1466 (310 amino acids)
Biological process (GO): zinc ion transport; transmembrane transport
Cellular component (GO): membrane
Molecular function (GO): metal ion transmembrane transporter activity
Source: RefSeq, a predicted model, not a curated record
ACACGUCUGGCAGAUACGUGGCAGGUUUCUCUCCACAGGUUCAGCGGCUCAAGUUUGACCCGGAAGCAUUUAUCGUCUGCACCAAACAAGAGGAUGUCCAGUUAGCCAGUUGCUUAGCUGCUAACCAAGUCGGGAAGUUGCAAUAUUAUUGUUGACAGCUAAAUCUGGAAGAAACGAUGCGACGCUUUGGGUAUUUGCGCGCCGACGUCAACGUGUCAGGAUUCAUCUUAUGUGGAUUUUGAGAGCCGAGGCAAAUCACCGAUGCUAGUUAGCUUAGCAUUAACAUUAUCGAGGCCGGAGGCUGCAACGUCUCUGUUUAGCUAACGUGGAUGUUUGGCAGCCAGCUAAACUGGGGACCAGAAGAGAGACGAGGCAUUUGUUAAAUCGACAGCUGUCUGCAACAAACCGCUCAGGUUCGGGGCAUGUGAUUUAACUUGACGAGCACGACUCGGAGUCCGUGUUUACAGCUCAGGUGGAGGCAGGUUUUGAUGGUUUAGCUUAGCAGUAGAUUAGCCGAAGAGAAAAGUGCAGUCAUGGACGAUUUUAGCUCGAUCAGCCUGCUGUCUCUUGCGAUGUUGGUGGGAUGUUACGUGGCUGGAACAAUACCUUUGGCGGUCAACUUUUCAGAGGAAAAACUGAAGCUGAUCACUGUGCUGGGAGCAGGGCUGCUGUGUGGGACUGCACUGGCUGUCAUCAUUCCUGAGGGGGUCCACGCACUUUAUGAAGAAAUCCUUGAAGGUGGACACCAGAGCCACGGCCAGGCUGGAGUUGUGGAAGUGUCCGAGACCAAGGGUGAGGUGGAAUCAGCCCUGGGCGCCGGCGGGAAACAUGAGCACAGUCACGAGCAGCUUCACGCCUGCAUCGGCGUGUCUCUGGUCCUGGGCUUCGUCUUUAUGCUCCUGGUGGACCAGAUAGGCAGCUCGCAUGUGCACAGCACUGAAGAUCCAGAGUCAGCAAGGGUCACCUCCUCCAAAAUCACCACCACCCUGGGUCUCGUGGUCCACGCUGCAGCUGACGGGGUGGCACUGGGAGCUGCUGCCUCUACGUCUCAGACCAGCGUUCAGCUCAUUGUCUUUGUAGCCAUCAUGCUGCAUAAGGCCCCGGCAGCGUUCGGCCUGGUAUCGUUCCUGAUGCACGCUGGUCUUGAGAGGAACCGCAUCCGCAAACAUCUCCUGGUCUUUGCCCUGGCAGCGCCCGUCCUCGCCAUGCUCACCUUUUUGGGCCUCAGUCAGAGCAGCAAAGAGGCCCUGUCAGACAUCAACGCCACCGGUGUCGCCAUGCUCUUCUCCGCCGGCACCUUCCUCUACGUGGCCACCGUCCACGUCCUCCCUGAGGUCGGCGGCGGCGGCCACAGCCACGCCCCCAAUGGAGGAAACGGGGGCAAAGGACUGAGCAAGGUGGAGGUGGGAGCUCUGGUGCUGGGCUGCCUCAUUCCUCUGGUGCUGUCCGUUGGUCACCACCAUUAGACCCGGAGCUCAGGACGGAUUUAAGACGGGUGUACAGGGGAAAGAAGCGGAAACAGAGACUUCAAACAAUGUGGGAUCUAAAUGUCUUAUUGCUUUUUUUUUUGUCUACUGAUGGACCCUUUGGACCAGACUGGUGCUCGUUGUGGGGGGACAUCUGUAUGACUCGAAACUGACCGUGAAACAGGAAAUGAAUGAUGUUAUGGAAGUCAGAGUUGCUGCAGUACCAACGAAGGCACACUGGUGACGAAACAACUUACAGCUACUUUAUGUGUCCGUUUCUUCCACCGUAAGUCUCUUUUAAUAGAGGCCAGAGGUGGACCCUGCAUCGGUUUACUCACAUCCUGCAUCGUGGAGUAUUCAGUGUUCCCUUAUCGUGCUAGUCCAAAGUCAAAGAACCAGCCCUGGUUUCAUGACAGUGAUGUUUAACUAGAUGACAGUUGCACAGAGAGAUUUAGAUGGUCUUGAUUUCAGCCAGUGAUCACGAGGAAGAAAUCUCUUUCUUUUUUCUUUUUAUUGUACAGUGUAAAUCUAUCGAAAUCAUUUUUAAAGUGCCAUAUUAGCAAGCUAAAACAGAAACCUGAGGAGACGGCGCCGGACAGAUGUUACAGCUUCUAGAAAACAGUCUUCUCUUACCAAGCUCUCGUCUUUUUUCUCCCAAGCAAGAGAUGAGCCCAGAUAAUCAGCCAGAUUCCCGUAACAACUGUCACUUUGGGUGUUGAGUUUAUCUACCAAGUUGAGGUUUUCCCCCGUAAGAGAUCUCAGUUGAGACAAGCAGGUUUUGCUUAAAAAGUGGACGUUGUGUCUGUCCUGUAAAACCUCACGCAACGGUUCAUGAACUAAUCCGCUCAAACCCAAGUCCUGCGUCAAGGAGAAGACACAACCGGCCUUGAUGUGUCACAAUAUGAACUGUCUCUUUUUUGUUGAUCUGUUUGGUUUAUUUCUCAUCUGUUUUACUUGGAGAGUAAUUAUAGCUAAUGGUUGAGGGAUAAAUCUGUCUAGAAUCGUCUUAAGUGAUCGUAUAGAGUGUUAUUAAGCUUCUUUUAGAGGUGGAGGGUCGUUUUAGCAGCUCUGAAUGAACGGAUGAUGAGGGACCAUUGGCUCAGGAGAACAGACAAACUGCAGAUCCUGUGAAGAGAAUUCCUAUCACGCUAAUUUUUUUUUUUAAAGGAUUUCAGUCGGUUAAUCCUUCAUUGAUUAAUCAUACCUGAGCAAUAAUCAUCAUACACAUGUGAUCGGGGCGCAGAGUGCAGCAGAGUCUGAACUGACGACAGCGCUUCUGAUGUGAGCUCUUGAACGCACCUCCUCCUCUCCCCCUCGUCUCUGCCUCGGCACCAUUAAAACAGCAACGGGUUGAUGCAUUCAAGUGCAAGGUGGCCGCUCCCUCUUUGAUAAGGACACACGGAUGUUGUGAGUGUAACUAUCACUGUGCCUGCUCACAGCAGAGCUCAUGUAUAUGUAUGUAAGUAUGUAUGUGUACUGUACAGAGGAACUCCUCCCCGCCACGCUCACCACGAUCUCUUGUGUGAGAUGGAACUGCUUACUCACAAAAAACACUCUUCUUUUUUUUUUUUUUUUUUUAAAUCAGAUUAUUAUUAUCUUUUUUUAAUGGACUGUUGUUUGCAGUAGUGGCACACGAGGCUACAGACUGUCUGAGGAGUCAAUUGAACGGUUUUUCAGAUGAAACUUGUUGAUUAAAUUCCAAGUCACCUGACGAGAGGAAACCCACCGUGAUGGUUUAAGGUUUUUCUGUGGGACGCUGAAUGUGUGUACAAAAAGGGAAGAAAAAAAAAUAACCCCGUUGUGUUGCUUUACACUCAGACAUGUCGGAGUACAGCCCCAUUAUGUGCCAUUUGUUCUUUCUAAAGGAUGUUGCAUCAGGAUCCUCGCUGAGAUCUGGCGUUUACAUGUUCCUCAUUCUUACCAGAAAAGAAAAACUAAAAGCUAUUCAGGGUGCAGUGAAAGAUCUGUCGAGAGCUGCGACUAAUAUUCAUGAUUAACGGUUAGGUCUUAAAUUUACAAUAUGCUCUAAAUCAAAAAUACAUGUUUUUCCUUUUACUCGUAGUGCUUUUCAUCCAUCUAGAUGAUUUGAGCUGCUGAGUUUUGGAGAUAUCGGUCGUAAACAUGUCUGCCUGCUCUCUCUCGACUAUAACAGAACUAGGUGGCGCUCAGCUUGUGGUGCCAAAAAACAAAAAACGUUUUGAAAAACUGAACUUUCCAGGAAUCAUGACCCGGUUACUCACGAAAAUAUGCGUCUGUUAAUGGACCAAAGUGCUUGUGUGUCCACUUCGGCUGAGCUGAAGUAGCGAGCCUUUCGUCCGUGAGUAAAGGAACCCACGUCUUCACAGUGAUUACAGUCGGCGGCUGUAGUUUGAUGGAAAGAAAUUAGUUCCUACGUGGAACUGCUCACAACAAGUUCUCUGGUUUAUCUUGAGUAUUGGUCAUGCUUUCUGGAAUGUGUAUGCAGACAUCUACAUGGCUAAUAUCUCCAACAAUGUCAGAAAAAUGCUCGCCACAAGUUCCCCAGAAUACAAGGUGAUGUCUUUGAUGGUAAACUGGAUAUAUUUGGGGGUUUUAGACAAAGCAUUCAAAGAAGAAAAAGAAAGCUACUGAUGGAUUAAUCUCUUCUUGUGUGCAAGAUUUACCGAAGUCGAGGGCUUUAAGCACUUCAUGAACUGUUAUUCUUUGGCAGCUUAACACUUAAGAGCUCAACUAAUGUGUUUUUUUCAUCAGGGCUUCUCGGGUGUGAGAUCAGAUUUGACUGACAAUGCUUUUGAAGUAAGCAAACAGAUGGGUCAGUCUGAUUUGAAUGUGAUUAAAUUCUGAUUGGAGCCCAGAGUUUAAAGGAAAAACAAAAAUGAAAUAUUUGAAUGAAAGUAGAAAUAACCAAAACUGUUCUAACUUUGGCGGAACAGCGUGCACAUGUCGGACCCCGCCAUGUGCAGUGAGAAGCAGACAGAGAGAACACGUUCUUAGUGGGAGUAGGAUGAAGGAACAACGUGUAAACCAGCUGAAAACAUUGGAGAAAUCAUUUUAACAAAAUCAAGACUUUGUUCGGAUUGAUCAGGUUUACUGAGAUUGAGUCAUUCUCCAGUGAAAACCACAUCUCUCAAAAUUUGGUGAUUUUUUUAGGUGAAAGCGAGGACGAGGUGUUCUCUGUUGUUGAGAGCGUCUUAUUUCUCCACAGAAGAUCCAGAUUUUCAUGUCCGUCUUGAGUCAGACUGCCGUCAUGUACAGUGAAGGAGUUUGUUGGUUUCCUUCCCCCCGUUAGCAGUCUGAGUUAGACAAUACAAGUGGGUGUCUUCCAAAAUUAGUCUCCAUGCUAUGUUAUUCUCUUCUUGUGCUGUAACUUUGCAUUGUAAAGUUUGGAAGAAGCUCAUUUACAUUGAAGGAUCCGUAUCAUUUAAUCUAUACAAACCAUUUUAAAACAAAGAUUGAUACAGGACAGAGAUUUAUUAUACGAUGGCUCAGGACAGAAAUAUUGUUCAGUCUGGCUUUUGAACAUGUUUACUGAUGUUAAAGUCGUUUUUAUUGCUUAAGUAAAAAAAAAAAAAGAAGUUUCACUCUUGCAUCAUAAACAGGCAAAACACUGGACUCUGAUUGGCUGACGGCAGCUGCAUGUCAAAUUAAAAGAACGUAAACCUGCUUAAACUUAAAGCUAACUUGAGUUUAAGGUGUUCAGUGGUUGUUUGAUCAGUAACAAUAAAGUCCACAGUGUUAGUCCAGCCAUCUUAAAAUGCUUAACCUCUUUAUGAAAGUGUGUCUUUGAUCAUGAUCUCACAGAAAUUGAGAAACUUAAACUAAAGAAACCCUUUAAAUGGCCAGAUGUCUGCAGCUGGAGUUCGAUGCGUCCUCUCCCACACCAGCAGGAAGAGACGUCAGCACAUGUUGGGACUGAUGGGAGGUUUCCUCACGCGUCAGGACAGAUUUUUAGGAUGAGGUUAAUAUUUGUAAUAGUUUCAGGGGGGGUUGGUUUUGUCUUUUUCUAUUUUUUUUUUCAUUUUCUGUCAUUCCACAAUGGGGUCUGCCUUAUUUCCAUACUUUUGAUUGUGAAAUUCAGUUGUAAAGCGACGUGUUUUAUGACGACUAAAUUAAAGUUUUUUAACUGGUGAAAAAAAAAAAA